Lampris incognitus (smalleye Pacific opah) is the source of this 2517-nucleotide messenger RNA. It is a transcript of the gene trmt1, whose product is annotated as tRNA methyltransferase 1. NCBI's taxonomy places the organism in Eukaryota, Metazoa, Chordata, Actinopteri, Lampriformes, Lampridae. The transcript has 16 exons. Gene Ontology annotation, cellular component: nucleus. The coding region runs from base 247 to 2265 and encodes 672 amino acids. The record is from RefSeq and is a predicted model, not a curated record. Gene Ontology annotation, molecular function: metal ion binding; RNA binding. Gene Ontology annotation, biological process: tRNA N2-guanine methylation.
CCCCCACCACCCUUUUUGACCCCGUGCGGCUUCCGUACUUGUGGCCCGAGCAAUGGCCGCCUCCGUGCGCUAACGUGAGCCGAUGUAGGAGCCGAGACGACGCUGUCACGAAACCUUCGGCGACUGUUCGAAACGGUCUUCUUUCUAACGACACGUAACGGAAGUCUUCGUCCGCGAACAAAGGCCCGUAGGUGGAUUUUGUGUUCUUAAAAGCCACCUUUGCCAGAGAGUUGGGAGGGACUCCUGAUGCUGAUUCAUACAACCCGGCAGUUAACCCCCAUCAUCUCUCAUCUCCCAUAUUCCAACCUUCAUUCUUCCGGCCAGAAGCUCCAGCUUAGCAUAGGCAGGGUCGUGACCAAUAGAGGACUGAGAUCCAUGGAGCCCAGACCAGCCACUCAGGGCACUGAGAUUCCCUCCACCCAAGCUGGGGUGGCUAUCAAGCCUCAGCCCCCUACCUCUGUAACAUCGCCAGAAAGUCCAAAUCCCACUACCGACCAACCUGCACCAAAAGUGGAUGAGAUGGAUCAGACAAAGUUGUUGCCUGGGGAGACCGUAGUCAGGGAGGGCAAGGCUGCCAUCUUGUUCCCCAGUGCAAAUGAAGUGUUUUAUAAUCCAGUCCAGGAGUUUAACAGAGAUUUAACGUGUGCCGUGGUCACAGAGUUUGCCCGGGAGCAGCUGGCACGGAAAGGAAUGAAGAUAGUGGUGCCAGGAGAGAAAGAGAGGGUGGUGGUCUCUCUGUCGGAGGAGAAGAAAGAGACAGAUGAACAGAUGGAAGAAAGCCACCACAAUGAGCUAGCUGAAACUGUAACAGUGGGAGAAAAGUGCGAGAAUGGCUUGCGUGUGCUGGAGGGCCUGGCGGCGUCGGGCCUGCGGUCAGUGCGUUUCGCCCUCGAGGUCCCAGGCCUGCAGAGCGUCACUGCCAAUGACUUCUCCACCAAAGCAGCUGCCCUCAUCUCCAGGAAUGCCCAGUACAACGGGGUCAGCCACCUGCUCCAGGCUAGCUGCAGAGAUGCUAGUAUGCUGAUGUAUGAGAUGCGAGGAAAGAAGGAGCGCUAUGACGUCAUCGACCUGGACCCCUACGGCAGCCCGGCCACCUUCCUGGAUGCUGCGGUGCAGGCCAUCAGUGAGGGAGGUCUGUUGUGUGUAACAUGCACAGACAUGGCAGUGAUGGCAGGAAACAGUGGUGAGACCUGCUACAGCAAGUACGGCUCGGUCUCCAUUAAGGCCAAAUACUGCCAUGAGAUGGCGCUCCGUAUAAUCCUGCACAGUUUGGACCAGAGAGCAGGGGUGCAUCAGCGCUACAUCCAGCCGCUCCUGUCCGUCAGCGUGGACUUCUACAUCCGCGUCUUCGUCCGUGUCUUCACGGGACAGAGUAUAGUCAAGAACUCUGCCAGCAAACAGGCUCUGGUGUACAACUGCGUGGGCUGUGGGUCUUUCCACUUACAAAGGAUGGGCAAGAGAACAAGCCACGGAAAACACAUGAAGUACUCUGCGGCUACGGGGCCACCAAUUGGACCCGUGUGUGAACACUGUGGGCAGAAGCAUCAGCUUGGUGGGCCAGUCUGGGCAGAGCCCCUCCACGACAUGGCCUUUGUCCAGAAAGUCUUGGUUUCUGUUUCGGGAAACCCCUCCCGAUUUGGAACCGCAAAGCGAAUUGAGGGCAUGCUCAGCAUGAUCACAGAGGAGUUAGAGGACGCACCUCUCUACUACACCAUCGACCAUCUGAGCAGCACGGUACACUGUAACACCCCACCUCUGCUGCAGCUCAGGUCAGCUCUACUCCACGCCGGCCACAGGGUCUCCCUCUCGCACGCCUGCAAGAAUGGCAUUAAAACGGACGCCCCUCCUUCUGUCAUCUGGGACAUCAUGCGCUGCUGGGAGCGAGCCAAUCCCGUGAAGAGAGAGAAGCUGUCGGAGACUAGCCCCGCCUUCAAGAUCCUCUCCUCUGAGCCGAGUCUCCAGGCGUGUUUCACUGUGAGGGAGGACGCCAAUCCCCAGUCACGUAAACGCCACCUAACCCGCUUCCAGGAGAACCCUCAGGCGUACUGGGGGCCCAAGGCCCGUGCUAAGGCAAGUGGCGGUAUCUCGAUAAACUUGCAGGAUAAGAGGGAGCGGCUCCAGAAUAAGAGGAAGACCCAGAUCACGGACUCCUCUCAGCUGAGUAACUAUCCCUGCAAGAGAUUCAGAAAGGGCACCUGCACCCACGGAGACAAAUGCUGCUACUCCCAUGACUUGGAGCUGACGGAUGGAGAAAAGAUGCAGUGAAUCUCCCACCGCCCCCCCCCCUCCCCCCUUCUCAUAGGUCUUCUUUGAGGACUUGAUUCAUGUACAGGUUGUGUGAAGUCAGAAUAAUACAAUAUUCCUGAAUGAAAAUUUUUUUUUGAGAUAGUCAAAUGCAUGCAACUAAAGGCCUGCAUUGAAAAUAUACACGUCUUCAAGACCGCCUUGAGGAAAAGCAUAAUGUUUUAGUUGUCUUAUGUUUUGACCGUUUUGAAAGUCAAAUAAAAUCCUAUUGCA